Papilio polytes (common Mormon) is the source of this 954-nucleotide messenger RNA. Its product is annotated as zinc metalloproteinase nas-4-like. NCBI's taxonomy places the organism in Eukaryota, Metazoa, Arthropoda, Insecta, Lepidoptera, Papilionidae. Gene Ontology annotation, biological process: proteolysis. The coding region runs from base 26 to 910 and encodes 294 amino acids. The transcript has 6 exons. The record is from RefSeq and is a predicted model, not a curated record. Gene Ontology annotation, molecular function: metalloendopeptidase activity; zinc ion binding.
UGAUUUGAAACGCAAAAUCGUCAAAAUGCUGAGGGCCGUUGUUGUGUUGUGCGUUGUAGGACUUGCGGCAGCUACGCCGGUGUUGGUGAGGACUGACGAGGAAGUGCAGGCCUUUAGACACUUCCUCGAAAGCACUAAAUCCAAUGAUGAGAGCCAGUUCAUCGCGAGGAGUCGUGCAUCUCCGUCUGCUAACGCAGAAGAGAACAGCGGCAAGUACCAGGGUGACAUCGUUCUUGAUGACGUCACCAUCGAGUCUAUGAUCAAAGAGUAUGCAAUGGGAAGAAACGCUUACGUGUACCCUGGUACAAAGUGGCCGGAAAAUACCGUCGUUUGGGAAUACGCGGAAGAUCAUUUUGACGAGAUCCAUAAAGCAGCCAUUGAGGACGGCAUCAAGCACAUUGAGAACAGCACCUGUAUAAAGUUCCGUUACCGCCGGCCAGAAGACACCAACUAUGUCUCCCUUACUGGUUUUCCCAACGGUUGCUACGCCCACGUCGGCUACUGGGAGGAACGUGGAGUGCACACCAUGAACCUGGCUCUCAACACGCCCGGCCUCGGCUGCUUCAGACACGGCACCAUUGUACACGAAUUCAUGCAUAUUAUUGGUUUCUUCCACAUGCAGUCUACACACGAUAGAGACGAUUAUGUCCAUAUCGCUACGGAGAAUAUUAUUCCUGGCCUGGAGCACAAUUUCGAUAUCUACACAUCGGAGUUAGUGAACAACUUGGGCAUCGAAUACGAUUACGUCAGUUGCCUGCACUAUGGUCCACGUGCUUUCAGCGUCAAUGGCGAGGACACUAUUAUUCCUUUAAGGGAACACGAGGGUGUGAUGGGCCAACGUGUAUACAUAACUGACAAGGACUGGCUCCGUAUCAACAGACAUUAUAACUGCCCAGGAGCGUGGAACUGAACAAUAAGACUUUAUGCAAUAUAUUAAAUUUUAUUUAAUCUGUG